UGUGCAGGGUGUUUUCAAAGCACAGGCCAUCGUCCACGCCCGCACCUGUGCCCAGGUAGAAUGACCGAGAACAGCGUGCUCCUGAGCCUGAAGCAGCGCUACAUGUGGGGUGGAGCGCCCAUCCCGGCCACGCAGUGCGACGCCGCUAACAGUGCCCUGGAAUUGCUCCGCCUCAAUAUCCAGGAACCCUUCAGCAGGGAGGUCCUGGGCAUUGUGGCCAAGUUCCGAGAGAAAUACUUUCUGCCGGCGAUGAAGAACAUCAAGGAGAACCUGGGCGAGAACUCAAUCACUGAUGAACAGAUUCACAGGGUUUGCGUGGCUCUGUUGGCGGGAGCGAAGGACUUUCUGGAGGCCAUGUGGACGGACGACGAUGAAGGCAGUCAAGGAGAGUCAUCGAGUGGCAAGGCAUUGCCCCGGAAGCGAAAGGAACCGGACAAUGACUCUCCAACACCAUCAAAGCGCCCAAAUCUCCUCCCUGACACUCCGCAAAUGUCCGCAUCGCGAUCCCAGAAACUCCCAAAACCUGACACAGGAUUCGUUCUGGAAUCACAAGCUUGCAAGGUGUUCGAUAGAGAGAAAAUUCUGACCAAACAUCCCGAAUUGUCUCACUACCAGCCAGACUUCCAAGACAGGGAGUAUUUAGUUACCCAGAAGAUCAUCCCUAGCAAGAGUUGCCCAGCCACACUUCUUCUCCACGACGAGUUGCUGAAACUCGCCGAGACUCGCACAGAAUACAGGAGUUUCGUCAAGACGUCAGACCUGCAGCUUUUCCGCCUGCCUGAGUUCAUCCUCAAAAAGAUGAUUCCGGCAGUGUCGGAUGCGACCAAGAAGCCUAAGAGUUCCCUCAGCUCCUCCCAUGCCACCCUGUCCGCCCUCCUGGCGAAACAGACGGAUCCACCGGCCGAGGAUACGUAAAGACAUUUGGCAUCCGCUUUGCUUGAGCUUCUGCUGAUUUGAGGAUCUUAGUCCCAUCCCGUUUCAAGGUUUCACGGCCCGCUGAAUAGACUCGCUACGAAUUUGAACUCUUCCCAUCACUUUGGAUUCCAAUUAAUCGAGUGGAUCAAUGUAAUGUUACUUAUAUUAUAGAUCUUAAGAUAGUCAAAGGAAUUUAGAGAAAGUCGAGAGAGAGAAAGAGAUUAUAUGUGAGAAAAUAGAGGUUUCCGGAUAGUAGAAUAAAUAAAAUAUUACCAAUAUAAUAAU
This is a messenger RNA of Phlebotomus argentipes, 1200 nucleotides long. Its product is annotated as deoxynucleotidyltransferase terminal-interacting protein 1. Gene Ontology annotation, cellular component: nucleus. NCBI's taxonomy places the organism in Eukaryota, Metazoa, Arthropoda, Insecta, Diptera, Psychodidae. The coding region runs from base 61 to 915 and encodes 284 amino acids. The record is from RefSeq and is a predicted model, not a curated record. Gene Ontology annotation, molecular function: DNA binding; nucleosome binding. The transcript is spliced from 2 exons.